Molecule: messenger RNA, 1737 nt
Organism: Dichomitus squalens LYAD-421 SS1
Lineage: Eukaryota; Fungi; Basidiomycota; Agaricomycetes; Polyporales; Polyporaceae
Exons: 7
Coding region: 1-1737 (578 amino acids)
Biological process (GO): cellular response to starvation; regulation of DNA-templated transcription
Cellular component (GO): nucleus
Molecular function (GO): DNA-binding transcription factor activity, RNA polymerase II-specific; zinc ion binding; RNA polymerase II transcription regulatory region sequence-specific DNA binding
Source: RefSeq, a predicted model, not a curated record
AUGACCUCCAGCUCGGCCCUUCCCCCCGUCGCACAACACCCCUCCCUGCCCUCCUCUUCCUCGAACUCGGAGAACAACACCCCCGUCCCCUCUGGUUCCGCCUCCGACCCCAAGAAAAAACCCACAGCUAAGCGCAAGCGCACCUCCGACAGCGCGAACGACAACCGCGACGGUCGAGCACAGUCCAGGACACGCGACGGCCCCAAGAAGAAAAAGGCCAAUCGUGCCUGCUUCCACUGUCAGAAGGCACACCUCACCUGCGAUGACUCACGACCAUGUCAGCGCUGUGUCAAGCGUGGCAUGGCUGACAGCUGCACCGAGGGCCACCGCAAGAAAGCCAAGUACCUGCUGGACGAAGAAGAGCUAGAGGCCCUCAAGCGCGGAAAGUCUGGAGAAGGCUCCUCCAAGAGCUCAGAGCCCACGACGCAUUCGCAACCCCCAGAUCCGUCCCCCCCUCAACAGCCGCCGCCGCCGCCGCCGUCGGCGCCCGCUCAUCCCCAGCAGUACAUCUCCCCGGACGCGAUGUAUCCCGUGUACAGCGUCAACCCCGCGGCGUCCGCCCAGUACGGCAUCCCCGCCGAGGCCGCGAACCUCGAGUACUCCAUCCUCUCCGCCAUCCUCGGGGGCUCCCCCGACUCCGGCGCCUCCAACGGCUCCCCCGCCGCGGCGCACGCGACCGUGGCCCAGCCACAGGCAGGGCCGUCCUCCUCCUCCUCCGCGGGCGCGCAGUACGUCCCCGCGCAGUCGUCGGGGCUCUCCGCCGCGUCGUGGCCCUCGCCCGUCGAGGCGCAGUAUCCCCCCGGAUACCCCCCGGCGUCAGGCUCGGGCUCGGGGGGCGCGCAGGCGUACGGCGAGCAGGCGCAGAUGGCGGACGCGCAGGUCGUGGGGGGCGUGCCCGCGGAGUACGGCGCGCCCUCGACAGGGUAUGCCGCGCAGGGGAGCCAGGCGGGGCCCGCGCAGUACGAGGGGUACGAGCAGGCGCAGGGGCAGGUGCCUGCGCCGGGGCAGGCGUACGAGCCGCCGUCGCCGCAGUCGUUCUUGGUGCGCCCGCGGCGGCAGACGAUGUCGGCGGCGUCGCCGAGGGGGACGGCGGGGAGCGGGAACGGGUCGUCGCUGUGGCUGAACGCGGGGGCGGGGGCGGGCGCGAGCGGGGUGGGGAGCGAGGGCGCGGUGCAGAGCGUGUAUAGGAACGUGACGAAGGGGUACGACUACACGGAGGGGUACCACUUCUUGAUGAAGCAUAUGAGCAGGAGAUUCGAGAAGAACGACAUCCUGCGGAUCGUGCGCGCGCUGGCGAUCGUGCGGCCGUCGUUCAUCGCGCUGCAGAUGCCGAUGACGGAGGAGGACGAGGUGUUCGUGGAGAAGUGCUUCCAGCGCUCGCUCAUCGAGCUCGACAAGCUCGUCUCGUUCUCGGGCACGCCGACCGUCGCGUGGCGCCGCACGGGCGAGAUCUGCCUCGUCGGCCCCGAGUUCUGCAUGCUCGCGGGCUGGGAGCGCGAGGAGCUCGUCGGGAAGCGGAAGUACAUCUACGAGCUGUUCGAGAACCAGUCGGUGGUCGAGUACUGGGAGAACUUCGCGAACCACGCGUUCGAGAACACGACGCAGUCCGUGUACUCGCACUGCGUCCUCCUCAAGCCGAGCGGCGCGCCCGUGCCGUGCACGUUCUGCUUCUCGAUCCGGCGGGACAUCAUGGACCUCCCCAGCCUCGUCAUCGGACAAUGGCUGCCGUUGUUAUAG